AUGUCAAAAAACAGCACAGCAGAAAAUGGCAGUAUUGGCAGCAGCCCAAUGGGGAGGACAGUGAAUGAGAGGGUGCUGAUAGUGCAGGUGUUGGUGGGGAUUUUCCUCUACAUCAACUGCCUCAUGAUCUUCACCUUCUUCAAGAAGGAGGCCUUCCACAACAACGUGCGCUAUAUCCUCUUCUCACACACACUGUUCUGUGACACCUUGUUCCUGAUAAUUUCAGACACACUCCUUGUUAUAAAUUUCUCAGGGACCACCAUGCCUGCUGGGCUGUGCAUGGUCAUCUAUGCAAUCAGUGGUCUCCUUAACUUCGCUACACCUCUGACUCUCACAGCUAUGUGCCUGGAACGCUACGUGGCCAUCUGUAUGCCUCUGAGACACGCAGAAAUCUCCACCCGACGCCGAGCCAUCUACUGCAUCUUCGUCAUCCAUGCUGUCAGCUCCAUACAGCAAUUCAUCAUCUUCUCCAUGGUCGUCUUGUCCUCUCCACCCAGUUUCUACAGCAUGCUCCUGGUCUGCAGUGUAGAAAACCUGGUCUUUGUCAAGUGGCAGCAAAAUCUCCGAUCUGCAAUGUCUCAGCUUUAUUUUGUGGCCAUAUCAUUUACGAUAGCCUUCACCUAUGUCAAAAUCAUGGCGGCUGCCAGAGCAGCCUCUUCAGACAAUAAGAAAUCCACCUCCAGGGGUCACAGGACUGUGCUUCUUCAUGCCUUCCAGGUGACACUCGGUCUCGUAAUGCUGUGGUUGCCACUGAUAGAGACACUGGUUCUGGAGGCUGACUUCAAUGCAGUCAAGCAGUUGAGAUACUUUAACUAUAUUGUCUUCAUCCUUGCCCCUCGCUGUCUAUGCCCUCUCGUAUAUGGUUUAAGGGAUGAAAAUUUUGUCCUGGUUUUGAAAUACUAUGUCCUUUUUGGAUUUUAUAAGAGAAUUUCCCCUAUCAAAAUACCACCCAGUUAA
Molecule: messenger RNA, 957 nt
Organism: Megalops cyprinoides (Indo-Pacific tarpon)
Lineage: Eukaryota; Metazoa; Chordata; Actinopteri; Elopiformes; Megalopidae
Product: odorant receptor 131-2-like
Exons: 1
Coding region: 1-957 (318 amino acids)
Biological process (GO): G protein-coupled receptor signaling pathway
Cellular component (GO): membrane
Molecular function (GO): G protein-coupled receptor activity
Source: RefSeq, a predicted model, not a curated record